GCCCGAACAUAUUCCUGUUUUUCUUCCCUUCAUCCCAUCAGGAGAACUCUACGGUUGGAAGAUCAUAUAUUUAAUAAACCCUAUUUUCAAUGAUCAAUCCAGUCUUCAAUGGAACAAAUUUUAAGGAUUGGAAAGAGAACAUGGAGAUAGUUCUUGGCUGCAUGGAUCUUGACCUUGCAUUAAGGAUUGAGAAACCCCCUUCUCCUACGGAUUCAAGUACCUCUGAAGAGAGGAAAGAUUAUGAGAAAUGGGACCGCUCAAAUCGCAUUAGUCUGAUGAUCAUUAAACGCGACAUUCCAGAGGUCUUUAUGGGUGCUAGAUCUGAGGAAAUAAUAAGUGCUAAAGAUUUUCUUGUUGAGAUUGAAAAGCAUUUUGCGAGAAGUGAUAAGACAGAAACAAGUGCACUUCUCCAGAGCUUGAUUUCUAUGAAGUACGAUGGCAAAGGAAAUGUGAGAGAAUACAUCAUGAGCAUGUUAAACAUUGCUUCAAAACUUAAGGCAUUGAAACUUGAGAUGUCAGAAGACUUACUCAUACACUUAAUUUUGAUUUCUCUUCCCUUACAGUUCGAACAAUUUAAGGUAUCUUAUAACCGUAAAAAAGAGAAAUGGUCUCUUUAUGAGCUCAUUUCAUAUUGUGCACAAGAAGAGGAGAGACUGAAGCAAGAAAAGAUUGAAAGUGCUCACUCAGCAAGUACCUCUAAAGACAAGGGCAAAAGGAAGAAAACUGACAAUUUCAAGAAUGAAAUUGGUAAGGGCCCACUACAAAAGAAACAAAAACAAGAUGAUAAAUGUUUCUUUUGUAAUAAGGUUGGACAUGUAAAGAAGAACUGUACAAAGUAUCACGCUUGGUGUGCAAAGAAAGGGUUGUCUUAAGCUACUGGAAGCCAAUUGAUUAUGAAAGAUGAAUAUAUGUUGGAGAUGACAAAUCAGUGGAGGUGAAAGUUAUAGAGCCUUUUGAAUUAUUAUUGUGUACCGAUUUUUAUUUGGAUUUGAAUAACACUUUUGUUAUUGUACCAUCUUUUAGGCAUAAUUUGAUUUUAGU
This is a messenger RNA of Vigna unguiculata (cowpea), 1041 nucleotides long. RefSeq lists its product as uncharacterized. The record is from RefSeq and is a predicted model, not a curated record. NCBI's taxonomy places the organism in Eukaryota, Viridiplantae, Streptophyta, Magnoliopsida, Fabales, Fabaceae. Gene Ontology annotation, molecular function: nucleic acid binding; zinc ion binding.